This is a messenger RNA of Chlorella variabilis, 630 nucleotides long. RefSeq lists its product as hypothetical. Lineage: Eukaryota; Viridiplantae; Chlorophyta; Trebouxiophyceae; Chlorellales; Chlorellaceae. The transcript is spliced from 2 exons. The record is from RefSeq and is a predicted model, not a curated record. The coding region runs from base 1 to 630 and encodes 209 amino acids.
AUGGAACUGGCAGACGAACUCAGCUUAGCAGCCCAUGCUGGAGACGAGGCGGCGGUGCGGCAGCUGCUGGCGGCAGGCGCUCGGGCGGAUCAAGUUGACACGAAAGACAGGCUGCCGCUGCACAGGGCCAGCUCCUCGCUGGCAUUGACGCCUGACCCGGCAGUCGUGAGCCUGCUGCUGGAGGCUGCACCAGAGCUGGCUUUUGCACCAAAUGCUGCGGGCCGCACGCCGCUGUACCGCUUGAUGCACCACGGCACAGCAGAGCAAGUCGCGGAGACGGCCCGCUGCCUGCUGCGGGCGGCGCCAGCGGUUCAAACAGCCCUGGGCAUCCUGCUGCAGUACAGCCAGCACUCUGCAACCCUCUACGCCGACCUGAUGGCCCGCCUGUCGCUCAGCGAGGAUCAGUGGCAUUCGAUUCCUGCUCCCUGCCCUGGCCUGGCUCGAGCGCUGCCAGCCGUCCUGCAGCGCUCGGCGGCCGAGGCGGGGUGGCUUGUGGGGCGGCUGGCAGAGGGACAGCACAAGCGACUGCGGGCAGCGGCGCUCAGCCUGGCGCGGGCGCAGCGGGACGUGCGGUCCUUGCCGGCAGAGCUGAGCGGGCGCAUCCUGGCGCUGUGCCUGCUUGACCCCUGA